AUGUGGGGCUGGGCCGAUAUGAUCAUUUGGGCUGUGACUGUCUUGAUGAUUGGCAACGCGAUAUGCAAUCCUUUCGGUAUGUUUUCUUUCUACUCUUCAGGCCGCUCUAACAAGCUAGCGCGGCAUUUUGGCUUCGGGAGAGACGUAUGGAGGCUUCCCUUCUCUCAUACGACCGCCGCCAAUAGAAUUUUCUUCAUCGGCGGAGUGAUCUAUGUUGCCGCUGUAGCUAUGACGAAGAUGGCAUUCCUUCUCUUCUACAUCCGCCUCUUUCCCACGUUGAAGUUCGGCCGAAUAGCGUAUCCGCUGCUUGCUCUCACCUUCGUUCAAGGCACUAUCUUCACCUUCCUCUUCCUCUUCCAGUGCAGUCCUAUCAACUAUGCAUGGUUGCAGUGGGACGGUGAGGCUGAUGGGACUUGCCUCAACUUUGAUAUCGGCGCCGCAAUACACGCAAUCGUCAAUAUAAUCCUCGACUUUCUCAUUUUCGCUUUGCCGGUAUUCCAAUUACGAAAGCUGAACAUGUCGAAAAAAAGACGGUGGCAAGUGUUGUUAAUGUUCGCUGUAGGAUUCUUUGUCACCCUUAUCAGCAUUGUCAGACUUACGAGCCUGGUGCAUCUCGGUGAUAGCAUCAAUCUAACCUAUGACUAUAUACCUCUCGCCUACUUCUCAGACCUUGAGCUCAACAUCGGAAUCGCUUGCUUUUGCAUGCCUGCAGCUCGCGUUGUAAUACGACGUUUUUUUCCUAAUUGCGGGAUCGCCACAACCGGCCACGACUCCGUCGAGAACAAACCUACAAACAGCCGUAUUAACCACGCAGGUCCGUUGAGAGACAGAGGCUACAGCUUGUCGGACUCGGCAGGGUCGGUAUUGACAGGAAGUGAACCUACGGCGAAGGUGCCCAAGAAGGUCUCUACAAGACGUCCACCUCAAGAUGAGGACUCGGAUCAGGUUGAGUUGGUUCCGUACGGACAAGAAGUGUCAGGAGCUAGGGUUUGGACAUAG
This is a messenger RNA of Cyphellophora europaea CBS 101466, 999 nucleotides long. RefSeq lists its product as uncharacterized. The record is from RefSeq and is a predicted model, not a curated record. NCBI's taxonomy places the organism in Eukaryota, Fungi, Ascomycota, Eurotiomycetes, Chaetothyriales, Cyphellophoraceae. The coding region runs from base 1 to 999 and encodes 332 amino acids. The transcript is spliced from 5 exons.